Molecule: messenger RNA, 2228 nt
Organism: Dermacentor silvarum
Lineage: Eukaryota; Metazoa; Arthropoda; Arachnida; Ixodida; Ixodidae
Product: glucose dehydrogenase [FAD, quinone]
Exons: 11
Coding region: 1-1953 (650 amino acids)
Molecular function (GO): oxidoreductase activity, acting on CH-OH group of donors; flavin adenine dinucleotide binding
Source: RefSeq, a predicted model, not a curated record
AUGUUCACCAAGGCGCAAGCCCUGGCCAUGACGCAGAUGAUGGCGGUGAUCUUCUCCAAGCUGCCAGCGCAAGAAGACUACUACGACUUCCGCGAACUCUCCGAGACAUACGACUUCAUCAUCGUGGGUGGCGGGUCGGCGGGUGCCCUCUUGGCCAACCGUCUGUCGGCCAAGCCCUCCCUUCGCGUGCUCCUGCUCGAAGCCGGAGGAGUGGAAGACACCCUGAGCGCCGUGCCACUGAUGGCAACACUUCAGCUUCAGGGACCCAAGGACUGGGCCUACUGGACGGAGCCCCAAAGAAACGCAUGCCUCGCGCUCACCGACCAGCGCAGUCCGUGGCCGCGUGGCAAGGUGCUGGGCGGCUGCUCGGCCCUGAACUUCAUGCUGUACGUGCGCGGCCACCCCGAGGACUACGACCGCUGGAGCCGGGUGCACGGCGCCACCGGAUGGGACUGGGAGAGUGUGCUGCCCUUCUUCAAACGCUUCGAGGACCAGACCGACAUUCGCCUGGCUUCGUCCGGUACCGUCCUUUCACCGCACAUCAUGACUGCGAGCCAUUUAGAGGGUGUAGCGACCUGUAUUUUUAAAACUUGUCUAAUGUACCUCGCGUUGAAAAUUGCUGCAGGCAUGUACGGCUUGGGAGGCGAGCUGACCGUGUCCAUGCCCGCGUCAAACACACCGCUCGCCAGGACAUUCUUGGACGCUGGCAAGGAACUGGGCUACGACAUCGUUGACUACAACGCCGGACGCGGCCACAUGAUAGGGUUCUCGACCUUCCAGACUACCAUGCGCAACGGUUCCCGCUGGAGCACAGCCAGCGCCUUCCUCAGGCCCGUGUCCGGUCCCGCGGGAAGAAAGAACUUGCACAUCUCCCUGCACUCGACGGCCAACAGGGUGCUCUUCGAAGGCAUGCGCGCCAUAGGCGUCGAGUUCGUGAAAAAUGGACGCAUCCGCACCGCAUUUGCCACCCGUGAGGUCAUCUUGUCGGCUGGGGUCAUCGAGUCGCCGCACCUGCUCCUGCUCUCAGGCAUCGGACCCAAGGAGCAGCUACAAGAAUUCGGGAUUCCGGUGAUCGCCGACCUGCCAGGCGUCGGAGAGAACCUGGCCGAGCACUUGUACCCCGGUGGCCUGAGCGCUAGCAUCGAACGCAAGAUGGACAUCGACGUGACGCCGUUCGCCGGACCACUGCUCUUCUACUCGCGCAACAAAGGUCCCUGGACCAUCCCCGGCGGGGUGGAGACAGUGGCGUUCGUGCAAACCGAGCCAGCCAACGGCACGGCCGCUGAUGUGCCCGACAUCGAAAUCCUGCUCUUCUCCAUGUCGCCGGCCUCCAGCGAAGGCGAGAGGUUCAUGCUCGACAUCGGACUCGACCCAAAGGCGUACGACGACUACUACAAGCCUCUGCGCGGUAGCCACGGCUACAACCUGGUGCCCGUCCUGCUGCACCCGAAGUCUCGCGGCGUGCUGCGACUCAAGAGUGCCGAUCCCCGGAUUCCCCCGGCCAUUGACCCCCGAUACCUGUCACAUCCGGAUGACAUCCGUGUCAUUGUCAAAGGCAUGAAGGCCUCGGCACGCAUCGCCGAGACGAAGGCCUUCAAGCAGCUCGGCUCGCGACUCUGGCCUCGCCACUUCCCGGGCUGCGAGCGGCACCUGCUGUGGAGCGACGAGUACCUGGAGUGCCUGGCGAGGCACUACACCACCGCCCUGUGGCACCCGUCGGGCACCUGCAAGAUGGGCAACGCCAGCGACGCCGUCGUCGACCCGCAGCUCAGGGUGCUGGGCGGCGUGCAAGGCCUACGAGUGGUGGAUGCAUCGGUGAUGCCCGAGCCGCUGUCGGCGCACUUGAACGGCCCCACCAUGAUGAUAGCGGAGAAGGCGGCCCACAUGAUCCUCCAGGACCUGGAGGGCGAGGACAACCAGCCCCUGGUGCCAGAUGCCACGGCCGUCGUUUGAAACCUCCAUGGAUGCGCAUGCCCGUGCUGCGACCGAAGAACAUUGCAUCACAAUGAUCUUUCUGACAGCCUUCUCGACGCGGUUGUGCGUUACGUGAACUUAUUCCGAGGGUACAUAGAGCAUCAUCACAUAUAUUGUCAAAACGAAGCGCCUGAAUUUAGUGCACAUUACCACUAGUGUUGCCGUGCACUAACUGAGGCGACGGUGCGUGAAGCUAUUGAAGGUCGGCGUUGAUCCUACGGGCUACACAGAGCCAACUGAUUCCUGGUCAUGCA